Molecule: messenger RNA, 921 nt
Organism: Lentinula edodes (shiitake mushroom)
Lineage: Eukaryota; Fungi; Basidiomycota; Agaricomycetes; Agaricales; Omphalotaceae
Exons: 4
Coding region: 245-757 (170 amino acids)
Source: RefSeq, a predicted model, not a curated record
CAUAGUCAAUCCUCACACUUUCUUCCAGGUCAGUCACCGUAUUGGGACCGAAAGAUCGCAACUAAAGGACCACUUCUCCGUCGUACUUGGGGCUUUCAACCUCUCUCACGCUAGUGGCACUGCCCCAGCAAUCAAUCUGGUGCAGAGGCGCACAUAUUUCUAUCCUCAAACACCCAGUAUCUCGGAUGAAAGGUACAAGUAUGAUUACAGUCGGCCUUUCGAGCACCCAGUAUUUGCGGGGUACAUGGGUGCCGCUUUUUUCUCUUCUACAUACUAUAGUGGUAUCAUCAAGCGAUACAGUGACGUGUUUGUUUUGUCAAUUCAAGAGAAGCCCAAUGAGUUGGAAGUCCCGAAAGCUUUGGUUGCACUUGCAAGCACAGCGAUCCACGCCUGUAUCCAAGAUUUCUCCAGUGGCAUCAAGGACAACUUCCCGACUAAGGAACUUGAUGGAGUUUGGAAGUUGUCCCUUGAAAUUCUCGACGGAAUUCAGAAAAGAAAUCGCAUGAAAUACCAUCGACUCAUGCAUAAUCUCUAUAUCGAGUCAUCUGGUGCUGUGUCGUCAAUGCACAGCAUGACCAACCAACAAGUUUAUGAUACCAUUGACUGGUCUGCCAUCGAACAGGAUGAUGAUGACUACAACGGAAAUGGCAACCAUGAUGGCAACCCGCCUGCUCAAGCUUCCAAUAAGGUCAACAAGCAGCCUGUUACAGCUGCAGACGCUACCAAUGAAGGAAGCAGGAUUGAUUCCACGCUCUAAUUUCGCCUGAUACAUAUUUUGUCUUACAAGUCUCUCCUUAUCCUAUCGUGUCAUACCCUUGUUUUUAAUUCCUUGCAUUUGUCCUACCGUACUAUCCUAACUAAUAUGGUAUAAUUAACUCAAUGCUAUUGUUUCGUUAAUACAUGAUUGUCCAAAUAUCGCAA